This is a messenger RNA of Setaria italica (foxtail millet), 381 nucleotides long. Its product is annotated as small ubiquitin-related modifier 1. Bases 1 to 381 code for a protein of 126 amino acids. Gene Ontology annotation, cellular component: nucleus. Gene Ontology annotation, biological process: protein sumoylation. The transcript has a single exon. NCBI's taxonomy places the organism in Eukaryota, Viridiplantae, Streptophyta, Magnoliopsida, Poales, Poaceae. The record is from RefSeq and is a predicted model, not a curated record. Gene Ontology annotation, molecular function: protein tag activity; ubiquitin-like protein ligase binding.
AUGCCGCCACCGUCGUCGCCGGCGAAUGCGGAGCCCGUGGUUGCGGAGGAGGCGAGGGGCACCGGUACGACGCCGACCGUGAAGGCCGAGCCGGGCGGUGACGGCGCCCUCAUCUUGAUCAAGGUGCAGAGCCAGACCGCGGAGGACGUGUUCUUCCGCGUCAAGCGGAACGUGAAGCUGCGGCGGCUCAUCGACAUGUACUGCGGCAAGCACUCGCUCCACCCCAAGGCCGUCAAGUUCGUAGGUCCCGACGGCCGCUACAUACGGGCCGAGCAGACGCCGGAAAAGGUCGGGCUCGAGGACGGCGACGAGAUCAGCGUGGUGCUCGACCAGGAAGGCGGCGGCGGGGCGCCGGUGCACGCGAGCCAGAUUUGUGCGUGA